Molecule: messenger RNA, 1635 nt
Organism: Fibroporia radiculosa
Lineage: Eukaryota; Fungi; Basidiomycota; Agaricomycetes; Polyporales; Fibroporiaceae
Exons: 1
Coding region: 1-1635 (544 amino acids)
Molecular function (GO): protein binding
Source: RefSeq, a predicted model, not a curated record
AUGCCCAGGGAUCAGCAUCAUUCACAGACAUCAUCUACAUCAUCUGCACUCCUUUUCGGCCCAGACGACAGGACGGAUGUUCCAAUACCGCCAAUCGAUCGUCUUCCGAGCGAACUGCUCUCCAUUAUAUUUGCACUGACCCUCGACGGAAACUCCUUCAGCCCAGAGCACAUUUUCCGGGCCAUCGCGCUCAGUCACGUCUCCCGUUAUUGGCGCCAGGCGUCUCUCGAUGCGUCUACCCUCUGGACGCUCGUGGACCUCCGAUAUCCUACCAUCGGUCGAGAAUUCUGCGCCCGCUCUCGUUCCUCACCCAUACGCGUUACAUUCACCCCCACAUGUCGCAACGACGUGCGCGCAUUUUCGGCUCAAGCCGAACACUGGCUCUCGGCCCACAUGCAACGUGUAGAAAGCAUCUACCUAUUUGCCAGCCAGUCCAUGAUGCGCACUGUCCUGGCCCUCUUCGGGACGGCCAUACCUCAGCUACUGGACCUUGCUUCAGGGCUGCAUUCUUCCACUCGAGGCGGACCGUCGCUUCUCGUCGAGUUGCGUUCGGCGAGACUCCAUAGAAUAUGUUUCGACGACAUCUCUUUCAACGGCUGGAAUCGUCGCGUCUCGUUUCCCGCCAGCUUAAGAAAGCUCACACUGUCCCGCCUCUAUACGUCCUUCUGCCCUUCGGUGCCAGAUGUGUUGUCGAUCCUCAACAGCUGUCCUAUCCUGGAAGAGUUCGCACUGGUAUCGGCACUCAGAGAACCUCCCCAUGUCAUUGACGGGACAUUCGUCGAUCUACCAGUCGUAGAACUACCUCAUUUGAAACUGCUCGAACUCGGUACAAGAUCGAGAGUCAUCAUGACCCAGAUUCUCUCUCAUCUUUCUAUCCCCGCUACAACCACCAUCUUCCUCCACAGUCAUGGUGUCACGGACCUCUCCGCAGUCAUUCCUGCAGAUCUUUCUCGCCUUCGCAUUUUUUCUUUGCUGCAGUAUCGCUCCAUGUCGUUCCAUGUGACCCUCCAGAUCUCUACAAAUGGUCUUGCUCUCAUCAACCACGCGGAUCCCGCUCGCGCGUCGGUGCGAUUCGCCGUCAGCCCUGAGGCGCUGCCUCAAAUCCUCGAGAACGCUGCAUCCAUCAGCUAUAUCCUCUCGGGCGUGACUGCCCUGCAGAUAGUCGCUCCGAACGGCUCGACUCCGAGCGUUCCGCUCACACCGCUCACAUGCAAGAGACUCUUCGCCUGCUUGCCCCGUCUGAUGUCCAUCGAGGUAGGAGGGUCGGCGACGGAAAGUCUCGUUUCGUUCCUCCAAACGCUCAGCGAUCCAACCGUUUCGUCGAGCACACCUAGGGAUCGUAUACCCUGUCGUCGACUGCAGACCAUGCGCAUUCUGGAUCGGUGGCGCGACGGGAGACAUUUAUAUCAGCAUUUGCUCGCCCUGGAGCAGUGUCUAACCGUCCGGGCGAGCGCUCUCAAUGCCCCACUAGCGUCACUAGAUUUUGAGAUUCUGCAAGAAUUUACGAGGGAGACGGUAUCGUCCUUUCGGACGAGGCUGAGGACAGUGACGAAGAGGGUGCGACUCUUUAAUGGCGGAGUGGCUCCACUCUUGGCGAAUACUGGGACGUAUCCCCAGUGCAGUAUGCGGCAGUAG